This is a messenger RNA of Hipposideros armiger (great roundleaf bat), 744 nucleotides long. RefSeq names its product coiled-coil domain-containing protein 70-like. The transcript has a single exon. The coding region runs from base 1 to 744 and encodes 247 amino acids. NCBI's taxonomy places the organism in Eukaryota, Metazoa, Chordata, Mammalia, Chiroptera, Hipposideridae. The record is from RefSeq and is a predicted model, not a curated record.
AUGGUUGACGCUGAAUCAAAGUGGAUUCAUAGAGGGAAGAUAUCACGCUUGUUUUCCUCUUUUUUCUCUUGUACCCAAGAUCAAAAUAAGCUCAAACAUGAAUCUCAUGAGGUGGAAGAAAAUCUUCUGAGAGACAAUAAGGUGUCCAGGGACGAAAAUAAGGCCCUUCGAAGGGAAAACAAAUCCCUCUGGGGAGAAAACAAAGCUCUUCGGCAAGAAAACAAAACCUUCCGAAUGGACAACCAGUUAAUCCAGGAGGAGAAUCAGACCCUGAGGCAGCAGUACCAGGUCCUACGGAAGUUUACCAGUGGGAUUUUUGAGAGCCGAAAACCACCUGGGCAGAAAGCCAAUGCCUUAAACACAGAAAGGAAGUCUUAUUGGCAACAGAAUCGAGCCCUGGAAGCUCAGAUCAAGGCUCUUGGGGAACAGGAGAAAGCCUUCCAGAAUGAGGCAAAAGCUCUUCAGGAAGAAAUAAGGUCAUUCCAUUUGGAAAUCAGCGCUCUACAGCAUCAAGAGAGAGCAAUCAAGAUGGAGGAACAGGCCUUAAUUAGAGAAGGGAUAGCUCUAGAGAUGGAAGAACAUGCUCUGUGGAAGGAAGAGGCAGCUCUCCGUGAGGAGAACACAGCUCUUAGAGAAGAAACCAGCGCUCUGCUAGAGGAGGAGAAAGCCCUUCUGGAAGAGGCAAAGGUCCUUGAGGAGUGGAAUGAGAUUCUUCAGGGAAAAGGCAACAAACACGCUUGCUAG